GAUCGUUGUGCCUACGUUAAUUCUAUUUUUUUUUUGAUUAUGUAAUUAAAUAGUCAUAGACAAACUAUAUAGAUACGAAUUGUUCGAUGUGUUGUUUCCGUGUCAGCGGUCGGGAAAUCGCUUGAAAUCACUAACGAAAUAAUAGUAAUUACAGUAAUUCAUUAGUUGCAAUUAAAAUCCAAAUUCCAGAGUAACUUCCAUAAUGUAAUACUCGCGGAUGGCUGUAUAAAGCUUUUGUGGACACCGACUAUGAGUGCUCACCAUCCAGAUUUCGGGAAAUGAAAAUGAGCGAAAAUUAUGAGUUUGUUUCGAAGAAAAAUCAAAUUGGUAAUCGUUUCGAUUUUCAUUAUUAUCGAGACGCUAAAUUCAUAUGCAGAUAGUAAUGGUGCAAUAGAAAACUGUAACAACACACAUUCAGACUGUUUAAAAUGUGAUACUGACGGACUCUGCAAAAAAUGUAGGAAAGUAUUGAUUGUGACUACAGGUCAGUGUGCUGAAAGUUGUCCAUUGGGGUAUGAAUACUCAUGGUCAACAAAUUAUCAUCAAAUGGGCCGUGUGUGCUCAUUAACUGAUAAGACUAUAUUUGGAAAUAUAAAAUUGUCUGGUCAAAUUGCUGCAAUAACUGUUGGUGUUAUCAUAGGAUUUCUAAUAGUCUCAACUAUUUUAUUGGUUGUAGGAAUGGUAGUCAAAUUUAAAAAAUGUUCAAAUAUUAGGUCUAAAUCUCGCAUGUCACCUAGCUUGGGACCCUUAACCAGCGGUUCUCAUCGAAGUCAAGAAAGUGACGACAGUGACAGAUUGGAGUUUUUCAAACAGUUGGAAAAGUUACGACCUGAUGCACCGGUUUUCUUAUCAAUGUUAAAUGAAACAAGAAAACAAGUCCGGGAACUUCGGGGACCUAGCCGCCAACAUUCUGCAAUUCAAGCAUAUCGACCAGUUUUAAAAGAUUUAUCCAAAAUUUUAAUACUAUUAAACAAAGAAGAUUGUUUUUUAAAUCCUCCUUCUGACUGGGAAAUUUUAUUGGCUUGGGGUGAUAGAGUCUUGCGAAGAUACAAAAAGCAACACCCUAUAAUGAUUACUCAAACAAGUUCAAAUGAGCAUUUUAGUGAUAGACCGAUUCAGUUGACUACUUUUACAAAUAGUAAAAAACAUAGACCAUUAUCAGCAUCUUCAUCAUCACCAUCUCGCAUUAAACAACUGGCAAUUUCAGUGUUUGAUGAUAAUUAUAAUGAUCACAACAGACAUCCAGAUGAGAAUGAUGAGGUGAUUAUGCUACGAGAAAAGACUGUAUCAACUUUUGGUCGAUCCACUAGUCCUGCUUCUCUUUCAUUAUUAGAAGCAAAUGCAUCUAAAAGUAUGUUAGUAGCUGAAUGGAAUGCUGAAAUGCCGCCCUAUAAUUGUUACUCAACUGCUACUGAUGAAGAUGAUUUUUUCACUCUUGGCUUCAGACCACAAGAUGAAAUAACAACAGAACUUUAGCAUUUAUUAAUGGUUUGUACAUCACUUUUAUUUACUUAAUUGUAUAACAGUA
Messenger RNA from Acyrthosiphon pisum (pea aphid), 1528 nucleotides. It is a transcript of the gene T48, whose product is annotated as FU domain-containing protein T48. The record is from RefSeq and is a predicted model, not a curated record. Lineage: Eukaryota; Metazoa; Arthropoda; Insecta; Hemiptera; Aphididae. Bases 298 to 1476 code for a protein of 392 amino acids. The transcript has 7 exons.